AUAGUGCCAUGACAACUAUAGCCUAUGUAUUUUGUUUCAUUGAGUAACCAAGAAAAACUUUUGGCUUUGUUGAAGUGAUAAGAAUGGCGAAUGCAUCUCCGUCCUCUCCGACAAACCACCACUUUUUCCAGCCUCUUCUUAACGGAUUUAAGAGCUACCUCAAAAUUCCUGUGAAGUUCUUUUCCGAGCACAUCGAGGGAAAACACGAGGGCAAGACUGUAAAGUUGAGAUCAGAUGCGUCGGAGAGAACAUGGGAAGUGAAGAUGGAUGGCAAUAGGCUCACCCAAGGUUGGACAGAGUUCGUGGAGGCACAUGAUCUUCGAAUCGGUGACUUUGUUGUCUUUAGACAUGAAGGAGACAUGUUGUUCCAUGUCAUUGCUCUAGGAUCUAGUUGCUGUGAGAUCCAAUACUCACAGUCUAGCAGCCAUGAAGAAGGCGAAGAGAGUGAUGAUAUUGAAAAAACUGCAAGACCUGAGAAGGAAGUUGAGGAGAAUGUGCAAAAGGAAUCUGAUUGUUUUAGCAAAACCGUGCCGCGUUCAAGCAUAUCAAGCGAUAUGGUGACUCUGCCCAUAGAUUUCGCAAGACGAAACGGUUUUGACAAAGGAAUGCAUGAGAUAGUUUUGAUGAACGAACAAGGGAAGUCAUGGGAAUCGAAAGUAAAGAGUAAGAUAGCUGGUCAGGUUUUCAUUCAUGGAGGUUGGAAAGGUCUCUGCAGGGAAAAUAAAUUAAAAGUGGGAGAUUCUUGCACAUUUAAACUCCUGCAAAAUGCGGAAAGGCCUGUGUUCCAGCUCUGCAGCUGCACAGAGGUGAAGAGGAAGAAGAAAGUUCGGUUCGCAGAGGAUGACCAAACUGGAGAAAACCGGUUUGUGGAGUUAACUCCUACAGCUAACAGCCUUAAGAUUGGUAAACAGCGUCUAUCGUUAUAUUUUACUAGUGCCAAUAUGCUCAACAAGCUGGAAAAGAUCAUCCUGGUUGACAAAGACAAAGUCGAGUGGCUGAUGAAGCUUAAAGUUGAUAGAAGUGAUACAAGUGGAGCGGUGUUUAUUUGCGGUGGUAAUGAUUGGAAAGGUUUCUGCUCCGCAAAUGAAGUAGGCGCAGGGCAGUCACUAACUUUGGAGUUGAUCAGAGGAAGUGGAAGUCCAUUGCUCAAGUUCUGCUCCAAGAAGGAGCAACCACCAAACGAAGCAGAGGAUGGGAUCCGCAAGAAAGCUCGGGUCCAACAAAAUGGAAGCCUUGAAACAUGCAAGAGAGGACCAUCUCGAGCAUCUAAAAUGGGACCGGAGCUUGAGAUAAGGGACAAGACAGCUGAAAAAGGAGAACCAUCUCGAGCAUCCAGUGGUGACCAAGGAAAGUUACAGCAAAAGCAACCUUGCUCUGUCAUAGAUCAGGUGGCUAAGGUGAAAGAGAGCGUUGUAGAUACUUUGACUUGUAUCAGACGUUUUCUGGCAGAGCUCGAGCCAAUGGAACAGAAAUUAGAAGAUUCAUUGCAGGCUAUCAACAAAUUGGAGAGAGGAGAGGACAAUGGGAACAAGACAAGAUCUUCAAGUAAAUAAUCAGAUUUAAAAUGUGAAAACCUGAAAACUCUUGUAACCUCUGUUUUAUUUUGUUUGAAGAUGGAGUUAUUUUAUUUUUCUCUUUUUUGUUCUGAUGCAAUGGGUUAAUUAAUGUUUUAUAACGUUCUAUUCUUAGAGCGGACUAGUAUUUUGUAUUUAUGUUAUGAAGUUCGUCGACCACU
Messenger RNA from Capsella rubella, 1735 nucleotides. RefSeq names its product B3 domain-containing protein REM8. Gene Ontology annotation, molecular function: DNA binding. Bases 84 to 1553 code for a protein of 489 amino acids. The transcript is spliced from 7 exons. The record is from RefSeq and is a predicted model, not a curated record. NCBI's taxonomy places the organism in Eukaryota, Viridiplantae, Streptophyta, Magnoliopsida, Brassicales, Brassicaceae.